Chenopodium quinoa (quinoa) is the source of this 1657-nucleotide messenger RNA. Its product is annotated as probable 2-oxoglutarate-dependent dioxygenase ANS. The record is from RefSeq and is a predicted model, not a curated record. The transcript is spliced from 4 exons. Lineage: Eukaryota; Viridiplantae; Streptophyta; Magnoliopsida; Caryophyllales; Amaranthaceae. The coding region runs from base 388 to 1470 and encodes 360 amino acids.
CAAGUGCUCCAUAUUGAUGAUCUCAGUGAUAUAAUAUGUAUAUUGAAAUAAUGCAAGUAGUCUGGUAACAUGAAAUGGAGAGAACACACAGCCAUAAUAAUACAAAACAUAAUGCCCCACCAACAAUAAAGAAAGACUCCAUUUAAAUGCUCAACUCAAAAACUUCAAAACCAAAAGCAUCUGAUCCAGUCUUUCAUAUACUUUAUUUUGGAAAAAAAAAAAGAUUAAAAAACAAUUUCUGCUUCUGUCCACCCCAAUAGUCAAUAAUUGAUAAUUCAUCAGAAUAUUUUUGAGUGAAAGCUACAAAGACCACAGAAUUGAACAAUUAGCAAAUUCAAUAUAUAUACAUCUAAUCUCCUUGUUUUCCUGUUGGAUUCACCAAGUAAAAUGGCUGCAUCAUCUCAUUCAUCUGUCCCUCUCAUGAAGCUAGAAUUACCACCAAAACCAAUUCAAGAGAUGAUUAAAACUAUAGGCAAUCAAAUCCCAAAAAGAUACAUUUACCAGCCUUCAGACAAAGCACCUGAUACAUCUGCGAUUGGAUAUAUGGAUAGUCCCAUAAUUGAUCUCAACCUUCUUUCAUCUUCAUCAUUGCACCAACACGAAGAAGAACUGCGAAAACUGCAAUCCACUCUGAGUUCCUGGGGUUGUUUUCAGCUUACAAAUCAUGGUUUGACAAGCUCGUUACUUAACCAAAUCCAAAAGGUUGAUAAGGACUUCUUUGCUUUGCCACAAGAAGUGAAACAGAAGUAUUCUAGAACUUUACAAUGGGUUGAGGGAUAUGGAAAUGAUACGGUUACUGAGGAUCAAAGUUAUAGCUGGAGUGAUAGACUGGUACUCAAAGUUUAUCCUAUUGAUCAGCGAAACUUCAAGCUUUGGCCUGAGGAAUUACCAAAUUUUAGGGAAACAUUAGAUGAGUACACCAAGGAAGUGAGGCGGGUGCUAGAAAUGAUCCUAAAGGCCAUCUCAAAAUCACUCAAUUUAGAAGAAGAUAGGUUCUUCAGAGAGUGUGAAGCAGAGCAGAACAUAUAUAUGCUAGCAAGAUUCAACUAUUACCCUCCAUGUUCAUCCUCAGAUCAUGUUUUCGGCCUCAAACCACAUUCUGAUGCUUCAGCAGUUACCAUUCUCUUACAAGACAAAGAAGUUGAAGGUCUUCAAGUACAGAAAGAUAACCAGUGGUUUAAAGUUCCCAUUGUUCCUGAUACCCUUUUCAUCAAUAUUGGAGACCAAUUAGAGAUAAUGAGUAAUGGUUUAUUGAAGAGUGCAGUGCACAAGGUAGUGAUAGAUAAGGAGAGAGAAAGGACAUCUGUGGCUAUUGCAUGUUUUCCGCAUACAGAAAAAGAGAUAGGGCCUUUAAGUGAUCUGAUAAACAAAGAGAGACCACAGCUUUACCAGAAGGUCAAAAACUACGUUAAAACGUACCUCCAAUACUCUCCAACAGCAGAAAGAGCCAUCAAUGCAAUGAAAAUUUAAGCAUUGCAGACUCUGGAUCGGGGAUCAUGAGCGUCUUUCAGAAUUUGACAUUUCUUAUAGUCUUUAUAUACGUAGUAGUUAGGAAUAAAGCUGCAGAUAUUUGGAUCCCCCAAACUUUAUAUUAAUGGAUAUAGUACUGAAUAAUUGCUGUAACCUAAGUUCCAAUUCAGUGCUGAAGUUCUUAUUA